Molecule: messenger RNA, 2083 nt
Organism: Ochotona princeps (American pika)
Lineage: Eukaryota; Metazoa; Chordata; Mammalia; Lagomorpha; Ochotonidae
Gene: SLC15A4
Product: solute carrier family 15 member 4
Exons: 8
Coding region: 33-1763 (576 amino acids)
Biological process (GO): histidine transport; transmembrane transport; oligopeptide transport
Cellular component (GO): membrane
Molecular function (GO): L-histidine transmembrane transporter activity
Source: RefSeq, a predicted model, not a curated record
UCGGCGUCUUCCGGGGAGCCGGCGGCGGCGGCAUGGAGGACGAGGCGGAGCGGACGCCGCUGCUGGGCGCGCGGCGGGCGGCGGCGGCCGGGGCGUUCGCGGGGCGGCGCGCGGCGUGCGGGGCCGUGCUGCUGGCCGAGCUGCUGGAGCGCGCCGCCUUCUACGGGGUCACGGCCAACCUGGUGCUGUUCCUCAACGGGACGCCGUUCGACUGGGAGGGCGCGCAGGCCAGCCAGGCGCUGCUGCUCUUCAUGGGCCUCACCUACCUGGGCUCGCCCUUCGGCGGCUGGCUGGCGGACGCGCGGCUCGGCCGGGCGCGCGCCAUCCUGCUCAGCCUGGCGCUCUACCUGCUGGGCAUGCUGGUCUUCCCGCUGCUGGCCGCGCCGGCCACGCGCGGCGCGCUCUGCGGGGCCCCGCGCCCCGCGCUCCUGCGCAACUGCUCUGCGCCCGGGACCCACGGCCGCGGGGCCGCCUGCGCCGACGCCGCCACGCGCCGCUGCGCGCCCGCCACCUUCGCGGGGCUGGCGCUUGUGGGCCUGGGCGUGGCCACGGUCAAAGCCAACAUCACGCCGUUCGGCGCCGACCAGGUCAAGGACCGAGGCCCGGAAGCCACGCGGAGGUUUUUUAACUGGUUCUACUGGAGCAUCAACCUGGGUGCGAUCAUUUCUCUGGGUGGCUUUGCCUACAUCCAGCAGAACGUCAGCUUCGUGGCAGGCUACGUGAUCCCCACGGUCUGCGUGGGCGUGGCCCUCGUGGUCUUCCUGUGCGGCCAGAGCGUCUUCGUCACCAAGCCGCCUGACGGCAGCGCCUUCACGGACAUGGUCAAGAUCCUCACCUACUCCUGCUGCUCCCGGACGUGGCGGCCAGAACGCCCGGGCAGCCGUGAAGGCAGUGGAGUCUUUCAACAAUCUUCUAAACAAAGUCUGUUUGAUUCAUGUAAGAUGUGCCACGGAGGGCCGUUCACGGAAGACACCGUGGAAGACGUCAAGGCUCUGGUCAAGACCGUGCCUGUCUUCUUGGCUCUGAUUCCUUACUGGACAGUGUACUUCCAAAUGCAGACGACCUAUGUCCUGCAGAGCCUUCACUUGAGGAUUCCAGAAAUUCCCAGCAUCACCACUGCCCACCACACGUUCCCGGCGGCCUGGCUCACCAUGUUUGAUGCCCUGCUCAUCUUGCUGCUCAUCCCACUGAAGGACCGGCUGGUGGACCCGGUGCUGCGCAGGCACGGCCUGCUGCCCUCCUCCCUCAAGAGGAUCGCUGUGGGCAUGUUCUUUGUCAUGUGCUCCGCCUUCGCUGCUGGGAUUCUAGAAAGUAAGAGACUGGAGCUGGUCAGGGAGAGAACCAUCAACCAGACCAUCGGCAACGUGGUGUACCACGCGGCGGACCUGCCCAUCUGGUGGCAGGUGCCCCAGUACGUGCUCAUUGGGGUCAGCGAAAUCUUCGCCAGCAUAGCAGGGCUCGAGUUCGCCUACUCGGCCGCCCCCAAGUCCAUGCAGAGCGCCAUCAUGGGCCUCUUCUUCUUCUUCUCUGGCGUGGGCUCCUUCGUGGGCUCAGGGCUGCUGGCGCUUGUGUCCAUCAAGGCCAUCGGGUGGAUGAGCAGCCACACGGACUUUGGCAACAUCAACGGCUGCCACUUGAACUACUACUUCUUCCUGCUGGCCGCCGUCCAGGGCGCCACCCUGCUGCUCUUCCUCGUCGUGUCUGUGAGGUACGACCGCCAGCGAGCCAGGGCCAACGGCGUGGCUGCCAGCGCCAGGGCCUGACGCCACCUCCGGACCGUGGCUGUGCAGGGACGGACUGGGGAUGUCCUGACAAGCCGGCAGGCCUCUGCCUGCACCCGUGGGGGACGCGCCUCAGCCCCAGGCUCCCGGGGGGCUGUGUGUGGCCGAGCCUGUGGCCAUGAUUCUGCUGCCCAAGCCCCGAUGGAGACCGCACGGCCUGAGAGCGCCCUGUGUCUUCCAGUCUCUGCUUGCGGUGAGCAUUCGUGGUCAUGGAGGCGGAGCACUGUGGGGUCAACACUGCCAGGAGCUCCCACAGGCGUACCCACAGUUCCCAUGCCAGCCACACACCUGGCAUCGCAGGU